This is a messenger RNA of Exaiptasia diaphana, 3367 nucleotides long. Its product is annotated as SWI/SNF complex subunit SMARCC2. NCBI's taxonomy places the organism in Eukaryota, Metazoa, Cnidaria, Anthozoa, Actiniaria, Aiptasiidae. Gene Ontology annotation, biological process: positive regulation of DNA-templated transcription. Gene Ontology annotation, molecular function: DNA binding; histone binding. Gene Ontology annotation, cellular component: SWI/SNF complex. The record is from RefSeq and is a predicted model, not a curated record.
AUGGCGGUGAGAAAGAAAGACGGCUUGCCGGACUUCAAAUACUAUGARUCGCUUGAAACUGCUUCGCUGUUUGAGCCUGUUAAGCAGUUCUUGCUAAAGAAUCACAAAAAGUAUGUCCAAGCUGAGCCACCGACCAACAAAGUACUUGCUUCUCUUGUUGCACAACUCCUUCAAUUUCAAGAGGAAAACUUUGGACGUACUGUUUUGAAACCACUUUUGACAAAACUACCAAUGAAACUUUUCCAAGACUUUUCAGCUGGUGGAGGACUAUGCACAAUAUUUGCUACUGUUUAUAAAACAAAGACAGAGCAAGGAUGGAGGAGAUUUGACUUUCAAUCACCAUCAAGAAUGGACAGGAACGUUGAGCUUUUCUUGAAUAUUGAGAAAUCUCUGAAAGAGAACAAGCUUCUUGAUAUGCCACAGUUAUUUUUCGCACCUGAUGUUGAUCCAAGAUUGAUUCCAAGUCUUAAAGACAUUGCAAAACGGCACAAUGCAACUGUUGUUGAAGACAGAUCAUUGGCUACUCACAUUGUACAUGGACCUCCWCCUCCAAUGCCUGAAGAGGAUUGGCUGAGRCCACUAAAAAAACAAGCUGACCAAGUCCUUGUACAUUGGUGGUAUUAUCCUGAUAGUUAUGAUACUUGGGUGUCCACUGGUGAUGUUGUUGAUGAACCACAAGAAGAACCAGUUCAUCGAGGUCCUUGGGAGGUGAAUGCUCGCUGGUUAACAGACUUGGAUCAGUUCAAUGAAUGGAUGAAUGAAGAGGAUUAUGAAUUAACUCAAGCUGAAAUAGAGAGUGGUAGUGUAGGUGCAACAUCGCCAUCACAUGGGAGAAGGAAAAGUUACCGAAGUGGUGCAUCAAGCUCAGARGAGCCCUCCAGCCCAGACUCUGCUAUGAAAGCAAAGAAAAGGAAGCGUAGUCCAUCACCUGAUCCAAAGAAGAAAAAGAAAAAGUAGAGGAAGUUCCUAUCCCAGCGUCAAGUAAAGGAAAAGAAACUGACCUCCAACCAGUUAAAGGAGGAACUUUGACUGACAUUUCUGAAGCUGGUGGCAAAAGUGACAAAGCAUCUGARGCCGAUGAGACAGAGGAACAACCAGAGGAGCCUGAACCACAAACCUCUGCUCCAGGSUCGCCAUCUCAAUCCCAACCAGAGAUCUUUAAAGAACCAUUAAGCUUACCAGACGCAGAACCACAUGACGAGAACCUAACAGAGCAGACACACCAUAUCAUUAUACCAAGUUAUGCUUCAUGGUUUGACUGUAAUAGUAUACAUGCCAUCGAGAGAAGAGCCUUGCCAGAAUAUUUCAACAGUCAAAACAAAUCCAAAACACCCGAAAUAUAUCUCGCCAUUAGAAACUUCAUGAUUGAUGCCUACCGUCUUAAUCCAACUGAAUACCUAACAGCCACAGCCUGCAGGAGGAAUCUAGCGGGYGAUGUGUGUGCUAUAAUUAGAACUCAUGCAUUCCUGGAACAGUGGGGACUKAUCAACUAUCAAGUAGAUGCAGAUGCYAGACCAGCACCCAUGGGACCUCCUUCUACUUCUCAUUUCCACGUCAUGGCUGAUACACCAGCRGGUCUGCAGCCAUUACAGCCACCUAAAAGCAUGAUAUCAGCUUCACACCAAAUGAUGCAGUUUAAAGAUGAAGGAAUYACUAAAGACAUCUCUAAAUCUCCUGCAAGUAGCACAAGUUUUGGUCUCCAUACAGACCAGUAUUUAUCAAAGAAAAGUCAAAAGGCUGCUACAGCAACUAAAGAAUGGACAGACCAGGAAACAUUACUACUACUSGAGGGCAUGGAAAUGUAUAAAGAUGAUUGGAAUAAGGUAGCAGAGCACGUAGGCACGCGUACACAAGAUGAAUGCAUCCUCCACUUCCUAAGAUUACCAAUAGAAGAUCCUUACCUUGAAGAUAUGAAGCUAGGACCUUUGUCUUACCAACCAGUACCGUUUAGCCAACAAGGAAAUCCUAUUAUGUCUACUGUGGCAUUUCUAGCUUCUGUUGUGGACCCAAGGGUUGCAAGUGCUGCAGCGAAGGCUGCGUUGGAGGAAUUUUCAAAGAUGAGAGACGAGAUACCUAAAUCAGUCAUCGAAAGUCACGUGAAAAAAGCCGCGAAUUCUAAAGCAGUGAAAGUAAAAGACGAACCAGUGACUGGGGAAGAUGCUCCAGCAGAAGAAGAGUCUAUGGAUGUCGAUGAAACAGAAUCUUCAAAACAAACUCCAGCUGAGCCUUCUACAGCCUCUCAGGAGAAGGAUGACGAGUCAUCUAAAGAUGAAGAAACCUCUGAGUCAGCAUUAGAGAUGAAUGGCGAAGGCGAAUCAAGUCAGCAACUUAAACUGGAAGACAGCAAAGAAGGCAAUAUUGCCACUGCUGCAGCAUCGGCAUUGGCAGCGGCUGCAGUGAAAGCAAAGCAUCUCGCGCAAGUGGAAGAAAGAAAGAUUAAAAGUUUAGUUGCUUUACUUGUUGAAACACAGAUGAAAAAACUCGAAAUAAAACUCCGCCACUUUGAAGAACUUGAAACCAUCAUGGACAGAGAACGAGAAGCAUUGGAAUACCAGCGACAGCAGUUACUGGCUGAACGUCAACAGUUUCACCAAGAGCAACUGCGGGCCGCUGAAAUUCGAGCACGUGCUGGAUACAUGACAUCACCGCUGGGUACCCCUGGUGGACAGCAGCAGAAUGGUCCCCAGGCCCAUGCUGUACAACAACCAUCUACGCCACAGCCAUCCCAAACCGCACAACCUGCRCAGCAACAACAACAACAACARCAGGCUAAACAAGUUACACAAAAUCAACAGGCUCAACAAGAUUCGCAAACAUUACCCGUACAACCCCAACGGCCGCAGACUGGUUCUCAGGGACAGCCRUCGUUAGCACAACARCAACAGUACCAUAUGCUACAACAAGGACAAGAUCAGACGAAUCGACCUCAGCCAACUACUCAAGGUGUACCGAACCAARCYAGUGCGCCGUCUCCAGCGGCAGCAGCGUCACCAAUGAUGAACCCUGGGUCAGUGAACUCCAUCGGCUCUCACCCUGCAUCAGGGUGUAGUACUCCUGCUUCCUACCUCGGCGCUGCAUCGCCAGCACCCCAAGCCCAUGGACCAGGAACCCCAGGGGGUGGAACUAUACCAACGGCUAAUGCCUUGUCAAUAGGUGGUGCRGAGGGUUCUCAUACCCCUUCUCCUUCCAACCCUAACAGUGGACAGGUUGAGUAAAGAUUUAAUGUAUUUGUAAAUCAGAACCUAUUACGUAUUAUGACAGAGAUGUAUGCAUCGACUAGAACUAACAUUCUCUCUCUCUUGUAAUUUAAUAUCUAUAGAAUUAAUGUAGCCUAUGACUUUUAAACAUUAAAUAUCGCCAUCUUUUA